Rotaria sp. Silwood2 is the source of this 738-nucleotide messenger RNA. The record is from the annotation of a GenBank genome assembly. NCBI's taxonomy places the organism in Eukaryota, Metazoa, Rotifera, Eurotatoria, Philodinida, Philodinidae.
AUGGGUAAUAAGAACGGGCAAGUGAUAGCUGGUGGCUAUGGUCCAGGAAAUCGAUUAGAUCAGUUGCAUAAUCCAACAGAUGUUUUGAUCGACAAGGAGACAGAUAGUCUAAUCAUCUGUGAUCGUAAGAAUCGACGAGUUGUACAAUGGUCUCAUUAUGGUGGCAGAAGCCAAGAAGAUAUCCUCCUUGACAACAUCACUUGUUAUGGAAUGGCUAUAGAUGAUCGGAGAUAUCUCUACAUCUCGGAUACUCGAGACGAUGAAGUAAGACGAUACAAAAUAGGAGAAAAGAGUGGAACUGUUGUGGCCGGUGGUCAUGGCAAAGGUGAAGGUUUCAAUCAACUCGACUGGCCAACCUACGUCUUUGUCGAUCGACAACAGGCUGUCUACGUGUCAGACCAAAACAAUCAUCGUGUGAUGAAAUGGAACAAAGGUGCAAAAGAAGGAAUAGUCGUUGCUGGAGGUCACAGCAAGGGAAAUGCUCUGACGCAAUUGUGGUAUCCUGAAGGAUUAUUCGUCGAUAUGUUAGAUAUCGUCUACGUGGCAGAUUCAUUGAAUCAUCGAGUGAUGCGUUGGCCUAAAGGAGCGAAACAGGGCACUGUAAUUGUAGGUGGAAAUGGUUGUGGAGAAAGAGCAAAUCAAUUCAACAGUGUUGGUGGUUUGUCCUUCGAUCGGCAAGGUAAUCUCUAUGUCGUCGAUUAUCAUAAUUAUCGUAUUCAACGUUUUUCUAUUGAAUAG